Messenger RNA from Chiloscyllium plagiosum (whitespotted bambooshark), 770 nucleotides. The record is from RefSeq and is a predicted model, not a curated record. NCBI's taxonomy places the organism in Eukaryota, Metazoa, Chordata, Chondrichthyes, Orectolobiformes, Hemiscylliidae.
UGGAAACAGUUUUGUAUUUUCAAUUAAUUAUGUAUAGGAUUAGAAUUGUAGAAAAUCGUCACGUUUGUGUUUUCAAUUGACCUCUUGACAUUGUGGUGGAACAGGUGCUAUGUGAAUUGACAUUAUAAUUGUCAGUGGGUAAAGUAAAUGUCAAAUAAAUCUGGUUCUCCAAAUAAAUUCUAAUUUGUAAUUUUCUUUCCUGAUUGCAGCCUUUUGUGAUUCAUGACAUGGAAACUCUUUGGCAGGCUGAGAAAAACCUAGUUUGGAAACAAUCAGUAAAUGGAAUUCCAAACAAAGAGAUUGCAGUUCAUGUCUUCCAUCGUUGCCAGUGCACAACUGUUGAAACAGUGCGAGAGCUCACUGAGUUUGCCAAGUGCAUCCCUGAAUUCUUAAAGCUAUACCUGAAUGACCAGGUGACAUUAUUAAAAUAUGGUGUACAUGAAGCCAUUUUUGCCAUGUUGGCAUCAAUAAUGAAUAAGGAUGGUCUUCUUGUGGCUAAUGGAAAUGGAUUUGUAACUCGUGAAUUCCUGAGGAGUCUACGCAAACCGUUUAGUGAAAUUAUGGAACCCAAGUUUGAGUUUGCAGUGAAAUUCAAUGCUUUGGAACUGGAUGAUAGUGAUUUGGCUCUUUUUGUGGCUGCCAUUAUUUUAUGUGGAGGUAAGGAACUAAACUUUUAUCAAUGGAAACACUAACUCUUUUUACUACAGAGAAUCAUGGGAUAGUAUGGUGCAGAAAGAGCAAUACAGAUAUUGCCACAACCCCACACUUAC